Messenger RNA from Trichomonas vaginalis G3, 1623 nucleotides. RefSeq names its product protein deglutamylation. Lineage: Eukaryota; Parabasalia; Trichomonadida; Trichomonadidae. Gene Ontology annotation, biological process: proteolysis. Bases 1 to 1623 code for a protein of 540 amino acids. The transcript has a single exon. Gene Ontology annotation, molecular function: zinc ion binding; metallocarboxypeptidase activity. The record is from RefSeq and is a predicted model, not a curated record.
AUGGAUACGAAAGUGAUUAAAAAGCAUAAGAAAGGAAAGCAAAAGAAGCCCAAGCCAAUUAAUAAAAGAAUAACCCCGUUAAUCCGUAUGGAAAGACCGUUACGUCUUGUAUCUCCUCACAAUUAUCCAACGAAUACAUUUUCGAAAAAACGCGUAUCAUCAUCCACACCUUUUAACUCACUAGAACAACGUAGACAAGUAUAUCCUAAGAAUCUUUCACCUCAAAAAAAUGAUAUCAAGUUUAUUGGUAAAUUUGAAUCUGGAAAUUUAGAUUCAGUAUUUACAAGAGGAGAUUUCGCAUAUGAAAUUCACAUUUCGCCAGAUCCUAAGCAUACAGCUCAGUGGUUUUACUUUAAAGCAGAAAAUAUCAACCCUGGAAAAUAUACUUUUAUCAUUACAGGAUUUCAUAGAGAUACUGGUAUUCAUCAUCAUGGUGUAACACCAGUAGCUCUUAGUGUUACCGAUAAGAAACGCGGAAUUGGAUGGAAACGAAUCGAUUCUGAUAUCAAUUAUUGGUUAAGUAUCAGUGGGAGGCCCCGAGAAUACACGAUGUCAUUUGAUUUUACUGUAAAGAAACCAGAUUCAAUAUACUUUGCUUAUACAUAUCCAUAUAAUUACACAGAUUUAAACGAAUUUCUGAAGAGUCUUCCAAAUUAUGUAAAGAUUACAAACAUUUUAACAUCAGCAGGCAAAUUAAACGUGCCUAUGAUCUUUUGGGAUGCAGACAAACAGAAAUCGUAUGAACUUCCAGAAAAAUUUAAAGAAAUUCAUCAUGGAAAGAAGCCUUUAAUAGUCAUUGCUGCUAGACACCAUCCAGGAGAGACAUGUUCAUCAUAUGCAAUGGAAGGAUUUCUAGAAAAAUUGUUUAAUAAAAUGGAUCCAGAAGCCACUGAUAUACGAAACGAAUAUUCAUUUCUCAUUAUACCAAUGGUAAAUGUUGAUGGCGUUGUUUGCGGAUUUUACAGGCCAGGAUUAGACGGAAUUGAUUAUAAUCGCGUUUGGAAGAAGAAAACUAAAACGCAGCUUGGAAAUUCGAUAUUAAGCUUAUUAGAUGCAUUAACUGAAACAAGGAAACUCGUUUUCUUCUUAGAUUUCCAUGGCCAUGCAGGAUUAUUUAAUGCGUUUACGUAUACGGUCAAAAACAGAAGGAUUCCGUUAACAGAUCUUGCAUCUUUAUUCCCAAGAUUCAUGUCUAAGGCUUGUCCUUACUUUUCUUCAACAUCAUCUUAUACUUUAGGUCCAAAAGCUUAUGACCGAACAAUGAGGGUUGCACUUCAUCACAGAUAUAGCGUUCCUUUUUCGUAUACCUUAGAAAUGUCAAUUGGUGGCUCAACUUUGACGAAAACGCAUAAUCAAUUUACACCAAACGAAUACAGGGAAAUUGGUGAAGCAACUUUAACAUCCAUGGUGCAAUUGCUUCUAAAUCACAGAGAGAUCAAGAAACAAUUGCUUGGAAUUGCAUCUCCUCCGAAAUCGAAUCUUCAAAGAGAUUUUGCAAGCUUUAGUGACUUCAGAAUCAAAAGAGCUAAAAAGAUUGAUGAAAAGAUCCAUGAGCAUAGAAGACGUUUGAAACCUCGCUCUGCAAAUACUUCAGAUGUUGAUGAUUACGACAUGGAAAAUUAA